AUGUCCCCGGAGCGGCAACCCUGGACCAUCGAUCCCGACCUCGACGGGAUCGACCUCGACGCCGCCGACUUCGCCUCCUCCCUCCCCUUAAAAAAAGUCCCACACGGCGACGUUUUCGAGGCCUCACGCGCCGGCGACGUGGAGCGCCUCAGGUACUUGCUGGAGUUUGGAGUCAACGUCAACGCGCGUGACCGGUGGGACUCGGUGGCGCUCUACUACGCGUGCCUCGCCGGACAUCUUGAGGCGGCGCGUAUGUUGCUGGAGAGCGGCGCUAUUUGCACGGAGCAUACAUUUGACGGCGAUCGGUGUCAUUACGCGGCGUUGAAUUUGAAGGUUAGGAAGCUUUUGAAGGCGUUUGAGGCCAGGCCGCCGCCGCUGGGGCCGUUGCAGGCGGCGAUGAGAGAGACGUUCUUGGGCUGUGCGGCUAAUUGGGCCUAUUUGGAGCAGGCCCAGUUUGAAUCUUCAGGUCUUCCGGCCAGUGAUGGAUACUUCCCUCCAGAUGUGGUAUUUUUUGUUCAAGGCAGAGCCAUUGAAGCACAUAGAGUCAUCUUAAGUGCACGGUCACCAUUUUUCAGAAGAAAGUUUGUGACUGAUUGGAAAGAGCGCAGAGAAGUGAGAUUUUCAAAGGAAAAGUUGUCAUAUCCUGCUUUAUACAGUCUCAUCCAAUUCUUCUACUCCGACAGACUAGAAGUUGCUGUAGAUGAUAUGGAGGAUCUUGUGAGGAUCUGCAAAGUAUGUAAAUGUGAAUCUUUACAAAGGGUUCUCGAGAAAGAAUUGAUUCACCAAAAGUAUGCUGAGUACAAGGCAUUGAGAGACAUAGACAGCUCUGUAAAACGAUUCAUCUUACAAGGUGUGUCUCUUCCUGAAGAAGAUCGACUUCCUGCGACUUUGCAUGAGAUCCUUCAGAUUUCCCUUGCCAAUUCUACUGGUGAUGAACUUAACAUAGAUAAUGGUAUCAAAGAACUAAUAUCUUCUGUUGAUACCAUGGAAAUCAGUGAUUCUGUAGAGGAUCUUGCAGAUGUUUGCAUUAGAGUUGAUAAAAAGAGUUUCCGAUGCCAUCAAGUGGUUUUAGCAUCAAGGUCUGAGUAUUUUAAAGCAAGAUUAUCCCGCAUGAAGGACUUUCAUGAAGGAAAAAGUGAUAUACCUGUUCAUACCCUUCCAUGUCUUGAGGAACAUGAUUUAAGCUCUGAAGCAUUCGAAAAGAUGAUCGAGUAUAUGUACACUGACGGAUUGAAGGAUAUAGACCCAGAUCAGGCUGGGGAACUCUUUGAUGCUGCCUCUAGAUAUUUAUUAUUUCCUCUUAAGCGUGCUGUUGCUGAUGUACUGCUGCCACACCUGGAAAAUGUCUCACCAGCAGAAUUGUGCAAUUGGCUGGUAUUGUCAGACAUGUAUGGUGUCUUGAAGAUAAGAGAAUUUUGUUUAGAUACAAUAGCUUGUAACUUUGAGACAUUUGCUGACACUCGUGAAUUCCGAGCAAUGCUGUUGACACUCCCUCCACCAUCUGGGGAUUCAUCACUUCGCACCACUAAUCCAAGUGCACCGGGAGCUGAAGUCAAUACAGACCAACACAAUGUUCUUGAUGACUUGCGAGAAAAAUGGCUUGAAGCUGAAGCUGGGGAGCUUGACGAGAGAGAUGAGAGCGCACUAAUCUUUGAUAAGCGACUUGAGAUGCUUAUGGUUGUUGCAGAACAAGAAAAGUCUGAUGCAGAUCUUACUGAUGAUAUCAAUGGCUCCUAGAACAUGCGUCUCCAUACACUGAACAAGAAGACUGUGUAGAAGCAGUUCUGGCAUUUCCUGGAGCGCGCAUUUGUAAGCUUAAGGAGAAUGCAGUAAUCAUUCACCAUGUACCUAAAGAGAGUUGAAUCUGUACGUACGUACUGAGUCGUCCUAUCAUGAUAGGGGAUAGAUGAACAUCAUAGCUUCCAACAGGACGAGAAUUUCCCCAUUAGCUCCACAGUAGAAGUCUCUCUCCACAAACUGCUCAUCGAAACUUCAAAAGUUCCAUUUCUUUCGUCAAAAUGUCAGUGAAGUAGAUCGUGAAUGUUUGCAAGAGCAGCAAGAUGGCAUAGGAACAUGAGCAUGUCGUUGGCCAUAUGACAUUGUUCACCGGCAAUAUGACAUUGUUCAUGACUCAAAGGUUCGAAUGCCUAGGAAACAAUGUUGAUGUCCUCCUGUGAAGGCAAAACGUAGAAACUGUUCCUUAUUUAUCUGUGGGAUGUGAGUUCACUGAUUUGAAUUUCUGCUAGAAGUACUUGGCCUUGUUUAUUUGUAUCAAAAUGAUUACCAUUUGUUGCUUGGCGGGCAAGCUUUAAGUUGAACAA
This is a messenger RNA of Fragaria vesca subsp. vesca, 2321 nucleotides long. Its product is annotated as BTB/POZ domain-containing protein At2g04740-like. NCBI's taxonomy places the organism in Eukaryota, Viridiplantae, Streptophyta, Magnoliopsida, Rosales, Rosaceae. Gene Ontology annotation, cellular component: ubiquitin ligase complex; cytoplasm. The record is from RefSeq and is a predicted model, not a curated record. Gene Ontology annotation, molecular function: protein binding. Bases 1 to 1737 code for a protein of 578 amino acids. The transcript is spliced from 6 exons.